Messenger RNA from Sipha flava (yellow sugarcane aphid), 1224 nucleotides. RefSeq names its product ribose-5-phosphate isomerase (gene Rpi). The record is from RefSeq and is a predicted model, not a curated record. Gene Ontology annotation, biological process: pentose-phosphate shunt, non-oxidative branch; D-ribose metabolic process. Gene Ontology annotation, molecular function: ribose-5-phosphate isomerase activity. The coding region runs from base 117 to 1157 and encodes 346 amino acids. NCBI's taxonomy places the organism in Eukaryota, Metazoa, Arthropoda, Insecta, Hemiptera, Aphididae. The transcript is spliced from 7 exons. Gene Ontology annotation, cellular component: intracellular membrane-bounded organelle.
CGUAGACGUGUUACGGUGAAGUUUUUUCUGGGAUUUGGAUUUCAAAAAUAUGGUUAACUAAUUGACAACAAUAAAAAUACUUAUUACCUGAACACAUCAAACCCCCUCCCCCUCGUAUGCAAUUUUCACCUACGCCCUUGACUUGGCCCGCGCAGUACGAAACGUACCAGCACGUCGUAUUUGUGUUAUCGUUCCUUAUCAACAAUCACGAUAUCGAUUAUUAUCGUUCGAAUUUCAGUUUCAGUUUGAAAAUUCCUUUCUACGUUUGUCCUCUAAAUUUAUCAUUUCGCCUUGUCCUGUCUCUUUGGUUAAUGACAUUUCCGAAAUUGUUUUUCAAAUUGGUCGCUGUGAGCAAACUCAGAACUCCUUGUCGUUUUCCCAUCAUGAGUACCGUGAGUUUUACGGUUGGACACAAAAACAGUUCAAUAGGCAAUGUGGACAUAUCCAAAAUGAGUGCCGCGCACGAGGCCAUUGACAAACACGUUAAAGAUGGUAUGACUUUGGGCAUUGGCAGUGGUUCGACAAUUGUUUAUGGUAUUCAGCGUUUGGCACAGAGAAUGAAGGAUGAAAGCUUAACUAUUGUUUGUGUGCCAACAUCUUAUCAAGCACGUCAACUAAUUAUUGACAACAAUUUGCCAUUGGGAACUCUAGAUGAACAUCCUAAAUUAGAUUGUACGAUUGAUGGAGCUGAUGAGAUUGAAACUGGUACUUUAGCGUGCAUUAAAGGCGGUGGUGGAUGUUUGACUCAAGAAAAAAUUGUUGCAUCAUGUUCUGAAAAACUGAUAAUUGUUGCUGAUGGAGCUAAAGAGGUUAGUUCUUUGGGUCAAAAAUGGAAGAAAGGUAUACCUAUUGAGGUACUACCUAUGGCAUGUAAACCAGUUCAGAAUAAAAUUGAAGUUAAAUAUGGAGGUGAAGCUAUUUUAAGAAUGUCAGCUGAUAAAGCAGGACCUUUGGUAACAGACAACGGAAAUUUCAUAUUAGAUUGGGUGUUUCCUGAUAUAAAAUAUUGUUGGUCUUCUAUAAACAAUUAUAUAAAACUGAUCCCAGGAGUGAUUGAAAUUGGAUUGUUCAUUGAUAUGGCUGAUGAAUGUUUGGUUGGUGACUCAAAAGGCAAUGUUCGACUAUUAAAGAAGAGUGCACAGAGUUUAGAAAUAUAGAUAUUUAGUAUAUACACAUAUGUAUAUGUUUAUGUAUUAAAUCUUAAUCGAAUUGUGAAUCAUUUUA